Messenger RNA from Triticum dicoccoides, 1792 nucleotides. RefSeq lists its product as uncharacterized. Bases 217 to 1623 code for a protein of 468 amino acids. The transcript is spliced from 6 exons. The record is from RefSeq and is a predicted model, not a curated record. NCBI's taxonomy places the organism in Eukaryota, Viridiplantae, Streptophyta, Magnoliopsida, Poales, Poaceae.
ACCUCGGACGCGUCGCCGCCGCCUCCGCCCUCCGCCAAAAUCCGUCGCCGCUCCACGCCUCGCACCGCUCCCCGUCGCCUCGCCGGAUCCGGCGGGCCGCACCGGCGGAGAUCCAGGGCCGCCGCUGCCGGCGCAACGCCGCGUCGACGACACGGUCCCCCGGUUCCUCAAUUCGGCCUAGGGUUUCUCUCGGGAGGAGGCGCGCCACCCGCUCACAUGGCGAACGAGGUGUGCAUGCGUUCACCUUUUGAUCUCAUCCAGAGUUGUGAGCGGUUUCAGAAACGUGGCCAUGGGUUUGCUGAGGAGGGCACAAGCAAGAAAAAGUUAGCUACUUCACCAUCUCCAUCUUCUAUGGCAGGCGGACAGGCUUCAUUGUCGAGUUCUGAUCUCAUGCUGAGUUGCGAAGGAUUUCAAAAGCAUGGCUAUGAGUUCCCAACGACACAUGUCAGCCAUCGGUUGCUUUACACCACUGGUGCUGAAAGUUGCCUCAGUGAUAAUGGCAACGCCACUGCUGCUAAGGACAGCCUUAGCAACAAUCUCGACCUAAAAAAUGAUGACAGUCUUGGAAACAUCCCUUGUUACGAUGAUUUUCUCCCUCUUGAGGAUGAUUCCGGUGAUACGCUUACACAUGAUGAUGGGAUAGGAAUUAUCCAAAGGGUUAGUCCUAUGGAAUAUAUCAAAAGGCUACUAUUGAAGAGAUCUGCGUUGAGUAUCUCUUCUGCUGAGUUAGGUGUCAAUACGAAGUUAAGUAUGAUUCCAGAAUCUUCAAGAGAUUUUAGGCAUAGUGGUGAUCUUUGUUGGCACGAGUAUUAUCACAUGAGUGAAGUAUCUCAGACUGUUUUGCCACCAAAGCGAUAUACUCGGUGCGAACCAUUGACUGCGGUGCGGUGCUUUCACGAGCCACAGGCUAUGCUCCAGGUUUUUUCUAUCAAGCUGAAGGCAUAUCUCCAAGCUAUAGGCAGUUCAGUCGAUGUAUAUGGUUUUGUUGCAGUCCGGGAUGGUGAGGAUUAUCACCGAAAUUAUCUUUUCAAUCGACCCCGAACUGACCCAGUGACCAUCAACACGACCAGCGACUACCUGCCUUUGAUGAGUCCGAUAAGAGGCAUGUCCAUGACAUUUGAAUGCUUGAUCGAAGUUGAUAUCAGAAUAAAGGGAGAUAUAGAAGAUGUCACUCUAGUCGAUGGGUGUUCCGAUCUUAUUGAGAGUCAUUGUCUAUAUGACACAGAAAUUGAGUGCACAAUGGAUGAUACAAAUGGUGCGGCCAUGUUUGAUUUUAUCAUCUUUCGUAGAGCGCUCGAGGCGACGAUAGAGUUGAAUUUCACGAAGGUGCCUACAGGAGGCAUGGAGGUGAAGAUGUGUGGGUACACGGCGAUCUCGAAGAGCCUUUAUGACUUCAUGGGCGAGCAGCGUGAGUGUGAUCGGUUCGUUACCUCUGCUGGGAAACAUCCACAGUACUUCAUAGCAGCUGUGCCGUUUGAAGAUACACUGUUUGUUGACUUCAUGGAGGGAAAGCUGUCGAUUCCUUUCAAGGCAGCAGUUCAUGGCAGCCAAGAGAGAGAAUACCAUUUCAGCAACGGUGCCGUGGUGUCGGUGACGGUUUCUUGGUCGUCGACCUAUUACUGAACCUAGCAAGAUAUAUAAGUAUGCAGAGUGUCAACUAACUGCCACGUGUUAGAUCUUUUAUGUAACUUGAUGGAUUGUAAACUAUGUUUAUGUCGCUUUGUGCGACACACAUCGACUUGUAUGCAGUAUUCUUAUUGAGUAAAACUCGGCCUUUGCGCAGUGAGAGUAA